Messenger RNA from Orycteropus afer afer, 2652 nucleotides. NCBI's taxonomy places the organism in Eukaryota, Metazoa, Chordata, Mammalia, Tubulidentata, Orycteropodidae. The record is from RefSeq and is a predicted model, not a curated record.
AUGCAGAAAAAUCCUCAUGCAUUCAUCACUACAGUAAUGAACUUGGACUGUCUUCAGGUGUUUGCACAAGAGAUGUGGUUGUCUACAAGAGAAUACAUCACUGCAUGCUCAACCAUAUUCAUUCACAUGAAAUUUGCUGAUAUCCAGGAAGAGUACAUCGCUGCAAGCCUAAACAUCUUCAUUCACAUGGACUUUACUGAUAUCCAGAAUCAAACAGUGCUUGGAGUGACUGAAGUUCAUGCGGGCAUUCAUCACCACAAAAAUAAACUUGGACUCUCUUCAGAAGAUUUUGGUGUUAUCCAGAUCAUGGUGAAACUAAGAAUGUUGACUCCAAGAUACGUUAUUGUUAUCGAGGUUGACCUCAAUCUGAUGGAUCUAGAAAGCGGUGUGUCUCCUCCUCCCUAUGCCCCUCCGCCACCUUUCCACCCUCUCCAGGCUCCACAAGGAAAGAAGGAAUUAGCUAAGUGGAAAUCUGGGCUUACUUGGGGUCUCCAAAUUUGGUAUAUGGGAUAUCCCUCUGGGGUGAUAACCAUUGUACAGGAAAUAGAACCCUUAGAUACCAGGUCAGUGGGUCCAAAUGAAGUGUUAAACCUCCCAGAAAAAGAAACCCUACCCCCUACAAGAAAAACAGUGAAAGAACAGAGCACUGUAACUCCUGAUAUUACAGUAAGAGCCCUCCAUACAACUCCGAGGGUCCAAGGCAAUCCUCAGGAUAUAGACCCUCUUUGGAAUUUAAUGCUAGCAGCCUAACAAACACUUAACCGUACUAGUCCUAACCUGACUCAAACCUGUUGGCUCUGUUACGAUGCAAAACCUCCGUUUUAUGAAGCAAUAGGCAUUAACACCUCUUUCAGCAAUACUCAUGACCUGAACCCAAAGAAUUGCUCUUGGAAAGACUGUAAGGUAGGCAUUACUAUACAAUGUGUAACAGGAAAGGGCUUAUGCAUGGGGAGGCCCCCCAACACCCAAGAGCGUUGCACCUCAUAUACUGAAAUAAACCCUUCCUUUAAUUGGAUUAUUCCCAGGGAAGGGGGUUGGUGGCUUUGCUCGAAAGCUGGACUUUUACCCUGUUUAAACUUGAAAGUACUUAAUGUGUCCUCAGAUCAUUGUAUACUGGUGACUGUCCUGCCCCGAAUUCUUCACCACCCAGAAGAAGAGAUGUAUGUACACUGGAGUGGAACUAAUAGAGAAAAAAGGGAACCACUCACUAUAGCUCUUACUCUAGCUACUCUGGUUGGCUUAGCAGGGACCGGUCUAGGAAUAGCUUCUUUAAUGGUACAGAAUCAAGACAUGCAUUCCCUGAGGGAAGCUAUAGAUGAAGACCUUGAAAGGAUAGAAGCCUCUAUCUCAAAUUUAGAGAAGUCCCUAACCUUGCUAUUGGAGGUUGUGUUACAAAACCACCGGGGGUUAGAUCUUAUACUUCUCCAAAAAGGAGAAUUGUGCACAGCUCUAAAAGAAGAAUGCUGCUUCUAUGCCAACCAUACGGGUGUGGUCCCGGAAUCCAUGGCCAAGGUACAAGAAGGACUUGCCCUAAGGAAAAAGGAAUGUGAAGCUCAGGAAGGAUUGUUCGAGUCUUGGUUUAAUAGCUCCCCGUGGUUAACUACUUUGAUAUCUACUCUCUUAGGACCCUUCAUAGUCUUUAUAAUUAUAUUGACUUUUUGUCCCUGCAUUAUAAAUAAGCUUAUAUCAUUUGUAAAAGAUCAGGUUAAUAAUGUACAACUUAUGGUUCUGAGGCAGCAAUAUCAGCCUUUAUCUCCCGGCCUUUAUCUACCCUCUGCACUCAGCAGGUAUCAGAGACUUCCUCCGGACUCAGCACGCAUCAGAGAAGUCCUCCGGAUUCAGCGCUAUCAGAGAUUUGCUCGGCUCCUGAAGUCUUCCACAUAUCAGGGCUCUGCACCCUCCUUAGAUAAUAAUUCCCUAGAAAAUUUUGGGUAUGAGAAUUCUACUGGAAUUCCAUUAGGAAAUUCAGGUUUCCUGGUUUCCAGAUGGAUGGAAUUUCUCAAGACCAGAGUAACCAUCUUCAUUCAUGUGGAGUUUGCUGAUCUCCAGUUCUGCUCAGUUUCAGGAUUUGAGAGAAGAGAUCAUGAAAAAAUAACAAUCAUAAUUCCCAUGGGUCUUGCUGAUAUCAAGACACAGUGCAUUGCUACAGGUAUAUCCAUUGCCAUGCAUGAGGAAUUUGCUGAUAAGGGAUGUUAUGUUACUUUCAGAUUAGAAAGAAGAGAUCAUGUGACAGAUGAUGCAAAUCAUGAAAGUGACAUUGUAAGAACUAUUUGGCAUGAGAAUGAUUGCUUCCUGGGUUUUGAUGUGUUUAAUCUCAUAGUAGGAGAGGGAUUUGAAGAAGAGAAUUCUCAAAGGCCAUUGGAAAACAUAGGUCCUAUUACACCAGAUAUGUUUUUCUGGCUCUCAGGAGGAGAUUAUAUUGAACCUAGAAGGAUGACCACAGGAGACUUUGCUGUUACACAGCUCUGUUCAGUGUCAGAUUCUAGAGAAGAGAUCAUGAAAAAUGUAACAGCCAUCAUUCACAUGGAUCUUGAUUGGAUGCAGCACAUCACUUCAGGUGUAAUCAUCAUCCUGCACAAGGACUUUGCUGACAUCCAGGAUCAUGCAAGUCAAGAAAGUUAUAGCUCAGGCACUAAUAAGCAUGACAAUUGA